Molecule: messenger RNA, 3791 nt
Organism: Bactrocera oleae (olive fruit fly)
Lineage: Eukaryota; Metazoa; Arthropoda; Insecta; Diptera; Tephritidae
Source: RefSeq, a predicted model, not a curated record
CCCACAUAAGUGUUUUUUGAGAAGAGAGCAGUGCUUUAACGUUAUAAAAGCCAACUGUAUUGUAUAUACUGCUAUUUUUUCACCAACACUAUUUACAUUCGUCGCGCCUGCUCACAUACAUAUGUACGUAUGUGUGCUGAGUAUGUCAUUCUUACCCAUUCUUCACGCUAAUACAAUUUGUUUGCCAGCUGACUUACUACUUUUGCUCAGCUUGUGGAGCGUGUCAGGGGUUUUCAACGUUCGGCGAGCGGCGGCAGCGAACUCAGUUUGUUUGUGCGGACACAUUUCGGCAAACGGACUGCUUUCGUAUAGAAAACGUCUUCGUUCGCACAUCAGUUGUUCGUCACAUGUUCGACGUGAGUGAAUAUCAACCCGCAUACGUCGUCUGAUACGUAACGAGUCAAAAAAAAAAGAUUGUAUAUUCCAAAUUAGCUAAUCAAAAAAAACGAAAUAUUUUUGUGUAAUUCUUGUCUUUUCGUGUGAGUGCAGCCGCAUUUUCACUGUGCCAGUUAAGCGUUUCUUUCGUGCUUUUUCGCUACAUGCAUUUUGUAUAAAACCUCAAUUCUCGAAAAGUCAAUGAAAAUUGCAAAGUGGUGCAAAUUUAAGCGCUGGUGAAAAGUGUAAAUGCGAAAGGGCAGCGCUCAAACUCACUGCGUGAAGUGAAUGGUGUAUACUUUGUUUAUAUGCUACAUGCAUACUUAUAUACAUAUGUACAUGUGUAUGUGAAAUAUUCUUAAAGUGUGUUUGCGUGUUUUUUGAGUGAAUUAGAAAAUUCGAAAAGUAAAAUUGUCCACAUCAAAACCGUUCAGUGUGUAUAAAUAAUAUUUGCGACCACGUUGUAUUGUAGUUUUAAUAGAAAAGCGAAGAAAAAAAAACAAUAACAAAAAACGUGCGCGCGUGCUACAACAACAACAAACAAGCUUAUAAGCAUACGUAGAAAAAAAAAACGUGAAAAACUACCAACAAACGCUCGAAGUUCAGUUCGGGCGCGCAAAACAUAACAACAGUAAUUCGUGUCGCUGACGAAGAACACACUGUGCUUGAGCGCGUGUUGUUGCAGCAGCGAAUUAACCUUCAAGGAAAAAGCAAAAUUAACGUCUCAAGCGACAAAGUAGUGCUAGAAACAACAAAAUAGAGCAAACACUCAAAACUGAAAGUUUGUAGAAGAAAUUAGUAGCAAAACAACAACAAGUGUGUGUGCUGAAAAAUAUGCAUAAUCCCCAAGAAAGGUAAUGCAAAAACGCCAAAUCCGCUAAAGUGCUGCCAUACUAAAAAAACAACAACAAGAGUGAAAAAAAAAUUAAAAGGCCCGCCUGUGUAGAAUUUACCUUACCUCAAUUAUUUGUUUAAGUGUAUGUGUGGAGAGAUUCGAGAUCGAGCGAAAAAGAGAGGGAGAGAGAGACCAACGAUCGCGUGAGCAUUUGAAAGUGUAGAGAACAACAAAAGAUCAGACGGUAAAGGUGAAAGCGGCAAGUGAAAUUAAAAAAAUAAAACAACAAAUACAAAAUAAAAAAGAAGAUAAAUACUUUUAUAUUAAAAGCAAAAAAAAAAGAACGAAUUAGCUUUCGUUGUGUGGUGAGCGGCAAAUUGCGCAGUCCGUACACUAACGGACUUACACAUAACGAAAAUUUGUUGAUUACUAAAAGCGGCGACACAAAGCACUUAACCACAGCUAACUAUUUCACCAGUAACAACAACCAUAGCAGCGCCAACAAUAACAACAUACAGUGUGACGUGUAUAGUGAAAAUAGAAACUGAGAGAGUAGAGCGGAUGAGUGGCGGAAAAAGCCGGCUGCGGCGGGAGUUUUCAAGUUUUUGAAGAUCACAGUUGCAAAAUAGACGGUGUAAAGGUUGAACGCGCGUUAAAUUUGGUGACGAAAAGUUUUUUGAAGUGUAAAGUGCACUAGUCGAAAAUUCGAAAUACAUUCGAACAACAGCAAAUCUGCGUUGUUUAUGUGCAAUAUAUAGCAAAGUUUUUAGAAAAAUACAACAACAAUAACGAGUAAAGCACAAUAACUUUGCAAUUGGUUUGUGUCGGUAUCGCCUGUGUGUGUGUGUGACCCGGUGUCUGUAGGUUUGUGCGCGCUUAAGUGCAUGACUGCGUUUGGAAGACGUUUACGAAAAAACAAAUCAUGGUAGAUACCAACAACAAAGCAACGUUGGCGACAACAACUACAGCAACGACAAAGGCAAUCACAAGCGCAACAACAGCGAAUACAAAGCAGCAACGUCAAACGGUUGGUACAGGUACCGCGGCGUCGUUGAGUCCCAUAGGUAGUGCACAGCAGAAACAGCAAAAACAACAACCGCAACAACAAAAACAGGAAAAGUUCGAACAACAGCAAAAUAUUGUCACAAAGAAGAGCAACAAAAACAAAAAUCAGAAAAAGUGUGACAACAAAAGCAAUGAAAAACUGAGCAAUGAUAGAAUUGAUGACAACUGCAAUAACAACAACAACAUUAAAGCGGAGCGCAACAUUAACGGUGAUGUUGGCGCAAAAGAAGAUAACAACAACACAUUAACAAUAAAAACAAUUAAGACUGUGUCCACAACAACACCAACAACAUCAAUCACAACAAGUGCACCAAUCAUUUCCGCUACAGAUGCUGACAGCAAGCAGCCGCUAGAGGUCGGCAGAUGCAACAGCGCUGAUGAUAAAGAAAAUGUAAACGACAAUGAAUGUGCAAAUGCUGCGACAGAACGUCAGUUGCCAAGCAAAGUGACAACAAAUGGCAAGAACAACAACAACAAUAGCGGCAGCAAUCGUUACAAUAACAACAAAAAUACAAAAACACGCAAUGCCAAGCAAAAGCCACAAGCAACCGACAAACAAGCUGUUUGCCAAAAUAGUCGCAACAACAGCAACAACAACAACGGCGGCAACAGCAAAAACAACAAAAGUCAAAAUGGCAAAGAUUUUACGAAUAGCAAAAACAACAAAAAGACUAAUUGGAAGCGUGUUGAGAAGCGUAAUAGCAUCAUUUUCAGCACCAAUCAUCACUACAGCAACUACAAUAGCAAUGAUAACAGCAAAAACAACACAAUUAAAAACAACAAAUAUCACACACCGAAUUCCAAUACGCCUAGCAUUAUGACCGAUGACGAUGAUGAUUAUCGCGACAUAACCGAUACCGAGUCGGUGCGUUCCAACGAUUGGCCACGCAAAUACUCACGUCCACAACAACAACAAAAACAGCAGCAACAGCAAAGUGCUAAAAAACCGAGUGCUAGUGAUUUAUUGACAGCCGCCCUAAUGGUACCCUGUGAGAAGUGCAACAAAGUGAAAGUACAAGUGCAACAACAACAAGGCUCCAAUUCGAAUAUGUCCUCAUAUUCAACGAGUUUGCGUCAAUAUCGUAAAUCCAAAUCGUAUAUGGGUGAAUGUACCGAAGAUACAGGUGGUAGUGGACGUAAUUCUGUAGCUUCUGUUGAAAAUUGGCGUAAUCCUAGCGGUAAUAGUGGUAAAGCUAAUCGCUAUCAGCGUUCGUUGAGCGAUCGUCGCUCUUCGUUUGAUCGCAUGUUUGCCGAACGCAAUAAGGAUUUCGUGCCAAUUGUCCAGCCAAUCCGUCCAAUGCUUGCUUCGUCGAAUAUUGAAUGUGUUCUGACAGAUACUGAAAAAAUAGUGCUCAUCGAACGACUGGGGAAAGGACGUCAGACGUAUCCGUUAAUGCAGGUAAUUAAGCUUUUCGAAGUGUCUCAAUCGCACUGUCAGGUAAACUAUGUUAGUAUUUAUUCAUUAGUAUUGGUAAUGAAUAAUCAAUUCGUUCAUUUUUUUGAUGUCAAUAUGCAG